AUGGAAAGUCGAAGAUUGGAAAAAGAGAAAACUGAUGCUGAUGCUGAGAAACGAAAACGAAGAGCUAUUGAAAUGUUAGAGCUUGAAAAAGACACCAAAAAGAAACAAGAUAUGGAGCUCAACAAAGUUGCAGAUGCAGCAAGGCUAAAAUUAGAGCAGGAGAGAUUGGAAUGGGAGAAAAAGCAGUGGGAAAUAAUCAUGCAAGAAGUAUUGAAGGAGGAACAAAAGAAAGAGAGAAGAAAUGAGCUAGAAAAGCAAAAGUUAAGAAAAGUUGAAGAGUCUGAGAAGCUCAAGCAACAUAAACAUCUCGAAAAAGCUGCCAACAUGUAUGAACGAGAAAAGAAAAGCUAUGGCAAGAAAAGCUUUAAUUCAAGCAGAAAAAGAAGAUUUCCUUCAAAGCAAGAAGGAGUUUAUGGAACAACAAAAACGAAAGUUCUUGCAGAAGAAACAAGAGCAAGAAGUACAACUGCUCGAAAAACAAGCUCAUCUUCAAUGGGAGGUGGACAAAGAAAAACGAAGAGAAGAAAUUCGUAA
Naegleria fowleri is the source of this 534-nucleotide messenger RNA. RefSeq lists its product as uncharacterized. Bases 1 to 534 code for a protein of 177 amino acids. The record is from RefSeq and is a predicted model, not a curated record. NCBI's taxonomy places the organism in Eukaryota, Heterolobosea, Eutetramitea, Acrasida, Naegleriidae. The transcript has a single exon.